AUGAAGGGUCUGCAGGACUUUGUCAUCCGCGGCGAGGCCUUGAAGCUGCUUCGGAACGCGCUGCGCGCGGCUCGAAACGCGCCGGCGGAGUCGAGAGGUGAGAUCGUGGCUGAGAUCCGGAGGUCGUUCGAGGUGUCCGCGCAUCACACCGAUCGCGUCACGAUCAAGCACCUCCUCUCGGACGGGCGGAUCCGCCUGAAGAUGCUCAAGGAGCUCGUCGGGCUGACCGAGUGAGGAAGGAGAGGAGAAGACGACGUCGCGUCGGUCGGAUCAGAGCAGAGGAACCGAACGUGGGCACCUCCUCCCUUCGUAGAGUUAUUUAGCCCAUCAGACGAACGAUGACGACGCGCGCGAUGGCGGCGUUGACGACGCGCGCGACGCGCCGCCGCGCGACGACGACGACGACGACUUCGUUUUCGUCUUCGCUCUCGCGCGCGUUCAGCGCGUCGAGCGGCGAAGGCGGCGACGAUGACGGCGGCGAAGGCGAAGGCAACGAGCGAUUGCUGCGAUCGCUCGCGACGCUCGGGGGCGCGUACGCGCCAUUCUCGGACUGGCUCCGCGCGCGCGCGCCCGUCGCGCACCCGUCGCUCGUCGCGACGCGCGUCCCCGGCAUGGGCGUCGGCCUCGCGGUCGCCUCCGACCCUCGUGCGGCGCCCGUCAAAGCCGGCGACGUCGUGUUGCGUCUGCCGCGGGACGUU
Molecule: messenger RNA, 698 nt
Organism: Micromonas pusilla CCMP1545
Lineage: Eukaryota; Viridiplantae; Chlorophyta; Mamiellophyceae; Mamiellales; Mamiellaceae
Exons: 1
Coding region: 1-234 (77 amino acids)
Cellular component (GO): mitochondrion
Source: RefSeq, a predicted model, not a curated record